Messenger RNA from Knipowitschia caucasica, 1668 nucleotides. The record is from the annotation of a GenBank genome assembly. Lineage: Eukaryota; Metazoa; Chordata; Actinopteri; Gobiiformes; Gobiidae.
AUGCUGGUGGUGUGGGUACCGACGGUGCUGGUGCUGGGCUUCGUGAUCGCGCAGACCUGGAGCUCGGUGCACAUGUCCUGGGAGAACCGGGGGACGCAGCCGCACAUCGUCUUCAUCCUUGUGGACGACCAGGGCUUCAGGGAUGUGGGGUAUCACGGCUCCGAGAUUAAGACCCCCGCCAUAGACCGACUGGCCGCGCAGGGAGUGAAGCUGGAGAACUACUACGUGCAGCCGCUGUGCAGUCCGUCCCGCAGCCAGCUCAUGACAGGCAGGUACCAAAUCCAUACUGGCCUCCAACACUCCAUCAUCCGAGCCACCCAGCCCAACUGCCUGCCCCUGGAGAACGUCACCCUGCCCCAGAAGCUAAAGCAAGCCGGCUACACCACACACAUGGUCGGGAAGUGGCACCUGGGUUUCUACAAACGCGGGUGCUUGCCAACUCAGCGCGGCUUCGACACUUUCUUUGGCUCGCUGCUCGGAAGCGGAGACUACUACAGCCACUACAAAUGCGAAGGUACCGGGAUGUGCGGCUACGACCUGUACGAGGGCGAAGAGGCGGCUUGGGACCAGGAUCACGGAAUGUAUUCUACCAUGAUGUUGACAAGGAAGGCUAUCAGUAUCUUGGCUAACCACGAUCCCAACCAGAAGCCUUUAUUUCUCUACCUAGCAUACCAGGCAGUCCACUCUCCGCUCCAGGUUCCUGCACGCUACCUUGAACGCUAUAAGGGAAUCCCAAACUUGACGCGACGUAAAUAUGCCGCCAUGGUGUCUUGUCUCGACGAAGCCAUCCACAAUUUGACGAUGGCGUUGAAGCGUUAUGGUUACUACGACAACACAGUCAUAGUGUACUCUUCGGAUAAUGGGGGUCAACCGAUUGUUGGUGGAAGCAACUGGCCUUUAAGGGGAAGCAAGGCGACGUAUUGGGAAGGUGGUAUCAAGGCGGUCGGAUUUGUUCAUAGUCCGUUGUUGAUGAACAAGGGGACAAAAUGUCGGUCUUUGGUUCAUAUCACGGACUGGUUUCCUACCCUGGUUACUUUAGCGGAAGGUACCUUAGAAGAAGAUCUUAAUUUGGACGGGUAUGACGUUUGGGAAGCUAUCAGCGAAGGUCGACCAUCUCCUCGGCAAGAAAUUUUGCACAACAUUGACCCAAUUUAUAUCAAAGCUAAGAAUGGUUCUUGGAAAGCCGGGUAUGGGUUGUGGAAUACUGCGAUCCAGGCAGCUCUGCGGGUUGGUCAUUGGAAGCUGCUAACUGGGGUACCUGGGUAUAGCGACUGGGUUCCACCGCAAACGUUCUCGACGCAAAGAUUGACCAACCGCUAUCAUAACGAACGCAUCCGGUGGGACAGGGGUAAAUCUCUGUGGCUUUUCAACAUCACUGCCGAUCCGUACGAGCGCGUGGAUCUUUCUCAGAGGUACCCACACAUUGUCAAGAAGAUGCUAAUGCGGCUAGCACAGUACAACAAGACCGCAGUGCCGGUGCGCUACCCGGCGAAAGACCUCCGAUCCAACCCGCAAUUCAAUGGAGGGGUGUGGGGCCCGUGGUACAAGGAUGAAAAAGAUGAACAAGAGGAAGAAGACAUGAACAAUCAUCUGACAGAACUUUCAAGUAAAAAGCGGUGGAAGAAGAAAUUCAAACAUCGGAAAUUGAAGCGGCGAGUCGAGAAGUAA